Macadamia integrifolia is the source of this 723-nucleotide messenger RNA. Its product is annotated as dof zinc finger protein DOF1.5-like. NCBI's taxonomy places the organism in Eukaryota, Viridiplantae, Streptophyta, Magnoliopsida, Proteales, Proteaceae. Gene Ontology annotation, molecular function: DNA-binding transcription factor activity; DNA binding. The transcript has a single exon. The coding region runs from base 82 to 594 and encodes 170 amino acids. Gene Ontology annotation, biological process: regulation of DNA-templated transcription. The record is from RefSeq and is a predicted model, not a curated record.
UUUAUUUCAUCUCUCUCUCUCUCUCUCUCUCUCUCUCUCUUUGUACUUGUCUGCGUGGUUGAGUUAUCAAAUCGGUCAAGCAUGGCAGACACAGAGAAUGGCCGAGAAGUAGCAGGAGGGUUCAAGCUGUUUGGCAAAACAAUUCCGGUGGAGGGAAAAGAAAUAAGGGAAGAGAGUUCUAAGAGUGUAGAGACAUUAAUGGAGAAGAAGCCAGAAAAGAUAAUUCCAUGCCCAAGGUGCAAAAGCAUGGAGACCAAGUUCUGUUACUUCAAUAAUUACAACGUUAACCAACCUCGGCACUUCUGUAAGGGAUGCCAGAGAUACUGGACUGCCGGCGGGACUCUUCGGAACGUACCGGUUGGAGCCGGUCGCCGCAAAGCCAAGCCUUCAUCAUGUCAAGCCUUAAGUACUGAUGGGUUCCUAGAAAACUGCAUGUUUGAUAUUGUUGCACCAGCAGCACCGGCAGCACUGAACCAGUUUGAGUUGGAGGGGGUGGUAGAGCAGUGGCGCAUGGCCACCACCAGAAGCGGUUUCCAGCAUGUUUUUCCGGGAAAGCGGCGGAGCAAUAACUCAGCUGCUGGUCAAAUAUGUUGAAUUUCUUUCUCUGUCUCUAUCUCUAUGUGUUUAUUAUUAUUAUUGCUCCAAAGGUAUUGAAAAUUUGCAACUGGUAGUGUAUAUACAGGCUGGGUAUUAGUCAAUUAUAUAUUAACCUUCUUCCCUUUA